UGUACUUCCGGAGAACGUAAACCUUUCACGAACAGCGAGAUAGCAAGAAGAAGAAAAAGAAUGAAAGGGUUGCUAGUCUGUCUCUAUUGACUGAUAAUUAUACAAUAUUUAUAUUUGAUAGAAUUAAAUACAUUCGAACACUUAGGUGAAUCGCAAGAGGCGUCCGAAUCAACAGCAGGAGUACCACAGCUAAACAACAACAUUCGUAUCAUGGACGUAAUCAUAAAUCAUCACAUUCAAAUCCUGAUGGCUAUGAGUCUCCUAUCUCUUCCUUGGUCCGACCCCGAUGUCAAGCACAUCGGCCAGCCACCACAGUGAGUGGUAGAGGGGGGCGAAGGGGCAGCCAGCGGCCCUGUGCCAGUGACGGGGCUGUGGUGGGCACGGCCCGAGUCCUCUAACUGGAUCCCUCGAAGCAGCAGCCGCCGCCCGGCGGUGCCCGCAGUGCCAUGGACCAUCCAAAAGAGGGUGAACGGCCGGCGAGGAGCAGCAAGGUGGCACAGGGGCGCAGCGGGCACUCCAGACCCUCCAGCUCCUCAGCCUCCUCCGGGGUUCUCAUGGUGGGACCCAACUUCCGCGUGGGCAAGAAGAUCGGUUGCGGCAACUUCGGAGAACUGAAGCUCGGUAAAAAUCUCUACACCAACGAGUAUGUAGCUAUUAAACUGGAACCAGUCAAGUCGAGGGCACCACAGUUACAUUUGGAGUACCGGUUCUACAAAACAUUAGGAAGUACAGCGGAAGGCCUGCCCCAGGUGUUCUACUUUGGGCCCUGUGGGAAGUAUAAUGCCAUGGUUCUAGAGCUGCUGGGCCCCAGUUUAGAAGACCUCUUUGACCUUUGUGACAGGACCUUCUCACUAAAGACUGUAUUAAUGAUUGCCAUUCAGCUGAUCUCCCGGAUGGAGUAUGUGCACUCUAAAAACCUAAUCUACAGAGACGUAAAGCCUGAAAACUUUCUCAUCGGACGCGGAGGAUGCAAAAAAGACCACAUUAUCCACAUCAUUGACUUUGGCCUGGCCAAAGAGUACAUCGACCCUGAAACCAAAAAACACAUCCCGUACCGGGAGCACAAGAGCUUAACCGGGACGGCCCGAUACAUGUCCAUCAACACACAUUUGGGAAAAGAACAAAGUCGUCGAGACGACCUGGAAGCCUUGGGUCACAUGUUCAUGUACUUCCUCCGUGGGAGUCUACCGUGGCAAGGACUAAAGGCUGAUACACUGAAAGAACGAUACCAGAAGAUCGGAGACACGAAAAGAAACACUCCCGUUGAGGUUCUCUGUGAGAGCUUCCCAGAGGAGAUGGCCACCUAUUUGCGUUACGUAAGACGGUUGGAUUUCUUUGAAAAGCCUGACUACGAAUACCUGAGGACCCUGUUUACAGAGCUGUUUGAACGGAAAGGAUACACCUUCGAUUACACCUACGACUGGGUCGGCAGGCAGAUACCAACACCAGUUGGGACUGUCAACAUGGACUCUGGGGCAUCUGCCAUCACGAGAGAGAGCCACCCGCACAGAGACCGGCCCUCGCAGCACCAACCCAUUAGGAAUCAGACGGCAGCUUCUGACCGGAGGGGAGCAUGGGAAGUGCAGCCCAGUCGGACAAACUCCUCCUACAUGGCCUCCCACCUGGCAUCGGACAGGCACGGGGGCUCAGUGCAGGUACACUACUACAACUCCACGUUGACCCAUCAGUCCGUUGUCCACUUCAUCCUCCGUCCCCUGUUUCCUCACAUGGUGUGCCGGGGUCCACCACAAUUAUGUCCAUGGCAUACGUUACACAUCAGUGGCAUACUUGAGUCUGGAGGUGUGUGUGACAGAGUUAGAGGUUUGGUGUGUGUGCUCACACAUCUUUUGUCCUACAGCUGAUAGCCCUUGGUCUUCUUUCCCUGUGUGUUUGGAAAGACAAGCUUCGAAACAGGUCACGACUGGUUAUGUCAAACUAAUCUGGAGGCGAUAGAAACAAACAC
Molecule: messenger RNA, 1963 nt
Organism: Salvelinus namaycush (lake trout)
Lineage: Eukaryota; Metazoa; Chordata; Actinopteri; Salmoniformes; Salmonidae
Product: casein kinase I-like
Exons: 12
Coding region: 447-1862 (471 amino acids)
Biological process (GO): signal transduction; peptidyl-serine phosphorylation; endocytosis
Cellular component (GO): plasma membrane; nucleus; cytoplasm
Molecular function (GO): ATP binding; protein serine/threonine kinase activity
Source: RefSeq, a predicted model, not a curated record